CCACCACACACACCAUCGAGGAUGAUUCCUUCCGUCUUCGUGAAUGGGCAUAUACGUGAUUUCAUCUUUCGCUCCGUCUCGCUUCCUACACGCAUUUUACCUUCCAUUUGUCUCCGAACUUUCUAUACGUGUUGACGACCCCACCUGUUCCAUCCCGGCUGUCAGUUACGACGUCCGCGUGAGUCGAGCGACAUCAUGCCGCUGCCUUUCCCUGGCUCCACUAUAAGACCGCCGCUUUCCUCUCCCGCCACCACAAAGCCGACCCUCUCUCCUCUAAAUCACAUCAAAUCGGGAACAGGAGCAGCGACAUGCUGAGCUUCUCCGACCCGCAGCGCUCCUUCCCGUCCUUCUCCGGCGCCUCUCGAGAGCAGGAAACAUCCGCCAUCGUUUCCGCACUCGUCGACGUCCUCUCCGGCCACGCUACCGCCCCCGCCGCGCUCCCGCUCCCCGACACCUGCCGCCUCUGCGGCAUCGCCGGGUGCCUGGGCUGCGACUUCUUCGCCUCCGCCGACGACGAGGUUUCCGCCGCCCCGGCUGUCGCUGCCACUGACCCCGGGAGGACGACGAGGAGGAGGAGGAAUGAUACGAAGAAGAGCAAGUACCGUGGGGUGAGGCAGCGGCCGUGGGGGAAGUGGGCGGCGGAGAUACGCGACCCCAGGCGGGCGGUGCGCAAGUGGCUGGGCACCUUCGACACCGCGGAGGCGGCGGCGAUGGCCUACGACAGAGCCGCCAUCGAGUUCCGCGGGCAACGCGCCAAGCUCAAUUUCCCCUUCCCUGAUCAGACGCCACCUGCUCCAGAGCAGCAGCAGGUGUCGGAAAUGGUGGGAUAUGGGACAGGUUACAUGAUCUGAUGACACUGGAUGAUGAUCCAUCAUGGAUUUUAGCUACUUCCCGUGCAAACCCGUAUUUAUUUAUUGGUUUAUUACUAUUAUUUAUUUAUCUGUAGAAAAAAUGAAUACUCAUCAAAAUUGUCUUUUUGGA
Molecule: messenger RNA, 981 nt
Organism: Musa acuminata AAA Group (dessert banana)
Lineage: Eukaryota; Viridiplantae; Streptophyta; Magnoliopsida; Zingiberales; Musaceae
Product: ethylene-responsive transcription factor ERF109-like
Exons: 1
Coding region: 309-851 (180 amino acids)
Biological process (GO): ethylene-activated signaling pathway; regulation of DNA-templated transcription
Molecular function (GO): DNA-binding transcription factor activity; DNA binding
Source: RefSeq, a predicted model, not a curated record